AUGCUUCGUGAGUUGGGCGCCAACAUGCAAGACCUUGGCGCCAAAUUAGAUCGCGUGCUCGGCCAAAUCUCCACCAUCAACAACCGGCUGGACACCCAUGACCGGCGCAUUGCCCGCACGGAGAAGUUCCAGGUCGACGCAGAUCUCGACGACUGCUUCGAGGAGGAACCACCGCGGACCGAGUGCGGCGGGGGCAGUGGUUUUGGCGGCGGCGGUUAUGGUGGUGGCCCUGGUGGCGGUGGAUAUGGCGGGCACUACGGCGGCGGGUUUGCCGGCGGUGAUUUCCGUGGCCGCUUCGGUGGUUAUGGUGGUGGCCCUGGUGGCGGUGGAUAUGGCGGGCACUACGGCGGUGGGUUUGCCGGCGGUGAUUUCCGUGGCGGCUUCGGCGGCGGUGGAUUUGGCGGGUACCCCCGCGACUAG
Messenger RNA from Panicum virgatum (switchgrass), 420 nucleotides. RefSeq names its product glycine-rich RNA-binding protein 10-like. The transcript has a single exon. Bases 1 to 420 code for a protein of 139 amino acids. The record is from RefSeq and is a predicted model, not a curated record. Lineage: Eukaryota; Viridiplantae; Streptophyta; Magnoliopsida; Poales; Poaceae.